UUUAAAAAUGGCGGCGCAAGGUAUACCAUCAAAAAUGAAGGAAUUACGUUUACCUAUAUCAAGAGUAAAAACCAUAAUGAAAAGUUCACCUUAUGUCGAUACAGUUGGACAAGACGGAUUAUAUUUAGUUACGAAAGCUACAGAAUUGUUUAUUCACUAUCUGACAGAAGAAGCUCAUAUGCAAAAUAAUAAAGGGAAUAAUUUAGAUUACAAGCAUUUAGCAGAAGUUGUACAAACAAAUGAUACGUUGGAAUUUUUACGGGAAAUAAUGCCACGAAAAAUUACAGUAAGGCAAUUCAAGGAGAUGAUGGCAUCUAAAUCAUCGAAUAGUAGUUCUUCUGAAAGUAGCUCAGAUUCAGAUAGUGAUAGCGAAUCUGAUACUGACUCUUGUUCUAAUAGCGACAAUAAGGAAGAUAAUGAAAACUCAUCUGGUAGUGAACAUGAAACAGAAACACAAGAAAAUGGUAAAUGUAGUUUCAGUGAUAAAAGUGAGGCUAGUGUUAAAAGUGACAGCGAAGAGGAAUCUAAGAGGUAGAAAUAAACAAAUAGAAUAAAAUUCUAUUAUAUUCAUAGGUUAUGCUUAAUAAGUAUUUUAGAAGAUAUUUAGUCUACAAUUUUAUUUUUAAGAUAUUUUAUUGAAGACAUCAAAUUAUGUCUAUAUGAUUCUUAUUAAUUAAUAUGGAUCAUAUUAUUUGUAAUAAUGAGUGACCAAAAAUAUGAAAAAUUUAGUCAAAGUUAAGAAUAACAAAGAAUAUAAAAUUAAUUGUUUCACUUGAAUAUUGUUAAUUCAACUACUUUUAGAGAAAAA
Molecule: messenger RNA, 808 nt
Organism: Vespa mandarinia (Asian giant hornet)
Lineage: Eukaryota; Metazoa; Arthropoda; Insecta; Hymenoptera; Vespidae
Gene: Chrac-16
Product: chromatin accessibility complex protein 1
Biological process (GO): chromatin remodeling; DNA-templated DNA replication
Cellular component (GO): CHRAC; nucleus
Molecular function (GO): protein heterodimerization activity
Source: RefSeq, a predicted model, not a curated record